AUUCAGAAGCAGAAGGGAUAAAAAUCAGCCUUCUAAAUUCAUACACCUUAGGAUAAGCCCACCUGCAUAUUAUACUCACUUAGAUAGCUGCUCGAAAACUGCUAUACAAUGCAAACAGCUGACAGGUUGAAAUUUCAACCUACGAACUUACAGCGGAAAGGGCCCCAUUUCUGGCUUAUAAGCGGUUUCAAUUUGUUAGCAAAAAUGCAGUUUUUACCCAACUUUUUACCGAAGCAAAUUGUAUCGAUUUGACAUGUAAUCUGUAAAAUUUAGAAAACCGUGUAUCUCCGAAUCCGCGUAUCCGCGUAAAUGUUAUCGUAGGUUACCAGAAUCCCAAGUGCUUCAAAUCAUCUAAACAACCACCAAACGGGUUGUUGUUGUUGUUGUUGUUUAUUGUAUUAAGUGAUUGGCCAAACAAGCGGCCUUAUCACUGAAUUAAAACUAAAACUUAAAUAACUAACGCAGUGUACAAUGACAAGACAAGGGUUCUACACGGCAUAAGUCUCUUAACCUAGGAGGAAUCUAAACAGGCUUCGUUUAGCAGACGGUAAACGUCUCAUGCAUUCUAAAAAUAGCUUUUAUGUUUGAACUAUUUUUAGCAUUUAUUACUCGUAUUAAAUAAUACAAAACACAAUACAAUGCAGUAUAGGGCCGCGCGCACGAGCCGCACCGUGAGCCCUACCUGCUCGACCGGUAGCCUGUUACACACUCCUCUGGGUUCGGUGCGAUAUAGAUGAUUAACCCUUAUUCAAAAGUAAUAACCUACAGUUCUGGCCUAUAUUAAUUAACGUCCAUGACAAACCAAAAAUUCCAGUUAUGGUUGUUUCAAUUUAUUGUGGAACUACAAAACCCGCUAGUAUUGAGCAUUUUCUUAAACCGUUUGUCGAAGACUCAAAUCUUUUAAUGAAAAAUGGAGUAAAAGUCGACGGUAGGAGGGUGAACUUUAAAAUACGUGCUAUAAUUGCCCAUUCACCAGCUCGAGCCUUUAUCAAAGGUAAAAAAAAACAAAUACUGUUUAAAACAUUUAUCAUUAAAUAUUAAUUAAAAAAAUUAUAAUUUACAGGACUUGCCAACUUUGAUUCGUUCGCAGGCUGUUUAAAAUGCACCACCGAAGGGAUCAAACUGCAAGGAAAGGUUACAUUCCUCGAUUGCAACGCAUCAGAACGAACGGAUGAAGCCUUUCGGAAACAAAUGUACGGCGAUCAUCAUAAAAUUGAUUCGCCAUUACUGUUAUUAAAUAACUUUGAACUUUGAAAUUGUUAGUGAUCAGUAUUUAAUUGACUUAGGCGUAACAAAACGACUUUUGAUAGGCUUGAUUGAAGGUAAAUUUGGAUUUAAUAAAAGACUUUCUCCUUCUACACUUGCACAAUUAUCUGGAAUGUUGAUGAACAUACCAUUGCCAGCAGAGAUUCAUCGAAAAUUCCGCUCAUUUCAAGAUUUGCGUCAUUGGAAAGGAUCAGAAUUUUCAUCGUUUUCAUUUUAUGCAAGUGUUGUAUGUACAAAUCCAGAUCGUGGAAUCAGCUUAUCAGUCACGAUGUUGAAUUCUGAUCGUAUUAACUUAAUUUGUCGAUCCAUAGCAGCAAAUUUGUUGUUCAUCAUUUCUGAUUGUCGUUUUUGCUCCUCCUGUAUAUUUUCCAGUUUAACUAAAAUAUCCGAUAGGAUUUGUUAACCACUGUUUGCGCAUUGCGCAUAAAUUUUCCAAGAUUGCGCAUAAAUUUUCAAGAUUGUAUGUCCGAGAUAUUUAAACAUUUUUUGACAGAUAAAUAUAUCAAAUCGACCCGUUUGACAGAUAAAUAUAUGCGCAAUCUGAGAUUGGGCAUCGUCUUUUGCUACGGUAACACCAACGCCGGAGAAAUGAACAACUUCACGAAAAAUGGCAGGUUCGACACCAAUCUACAAGCAGUCUGAUAAUUCCAUAAUAUCUCGCAGCAACCAGCAAUCUAGAAAUAUCUAAUGCAAAUGGCGCACACAGUGUGUAGCGUCUUGCGAUGACGUCAAAGAAAAAAGCGCAAAGAAACAGAUCGAAAAACAGCGUUGCCGAUCAAGAACAGCCGAGCGAGAACAGGCCUUCAAGAACAGAAACAGCGGUUUUUUUUUAAUUGUUUGGCAACACUGUUUACUUUCAAUAUCAUCGUUUUACAUAGAACCAAAAAAAAACAUCGCACGUGGGUUCCAUACCGGUCUAAAAUGGUGUUAUUAAGUCGUCUUUCGGCGGUCUUUUGGUUACCCGAUAGACCGCCGAAAGACGUCUUUUCUUCUGUCAUUACCCACGCAACAAUCGAGCAGGAAAAUGUAUGGAGAUCUGUCAAAUUCCGUGUUGUUUGUAUGGACGCAGUACCAACGUCAUUGGUUUGGAAGCUCCCUUCACCUGGUUUCGCUUUGUCUGCCCGGUUCCCCGUCCUGAGCGUGUUGCUUCCAUACGAGUUUCAACUUGUCGCCGGUAGCUUCUUACUCCUUUUACGAGUUGUUUUUUCUUCAACGGUAGUGAGUGGUUGUACAUCAGCCAUUUUCAGUGUUUUGUUUGGUGCAAUCAAUACUGUAGUGAAUAUUUAUUUGGCGUUUAUUUUUGUUUUGGUCGUACAAAUCAACUAUUUCAUCGAAGUUUCAGGCUUAUUUCAAGCUAACACAAGCUUCGAAGGCGAUAUGUACUCAAAGAAAUUGAGAAAAUCGGGGUAAUUCGCUAAAAUUCGCCGAGUCAACCAAACCAAUUUUGAACGUGAAAUGCAAGCAUUGAUGGAUCCCUCACCUGGCUCUUCAGUUGUUCCUACUUCGAUUGAAGAAGACUUUGGCAUGCCAGAAGGCAUUGAUAGUGAUACUCAACUUUUGGAAGAUGAUGAAGACGUGGAAUCUAUUCCGUCAACUAAUACUGAUGCGGAGAGUGAUACCGAAGAAGAAAGCGAAAAUGACUUCCAAAAACCAUUUGAAACACUUCUUAGACUAUGGGCUCUUUCAUGCAAAGUUCCGCUAACAACUUUAACCAAACUGUUAAAAUUGCUUAGUCAUAAAACGGAUUUCAACCUGCCUAAAGACGCCAGAACGUUUUUGAAAACUCCUAUUCUUAUUGGCAAUCAAAUAGAAAAUGUGGCUGGUGGACAAUUAUGGUAUCGUGGAGUCGAGAAAACCCUAAAACAAUAUUUUUGCCAAGCUACACCCGCAACGAGCCUAAUUAAUAUCAAUCUUUCCAUGGACGGAUUGCCGUUACAUAACAGCGGACCAACACAAUUGUGGCCGAUUUUAAUGACGUUGCCGGAUUUUGAUCCAAUGCCAGUGUUGGUGGUAGCCAUUUUUUGUGGAGCAUCAAAGCCAGAAAAUGCUGAGGGCUAUCUUCGUCAAUUGGUGGACGAACUAAACCAUCUAUCAGACCAAGGAACCAUUAUUAAUGGAAAAAUGAUCGAUAUUCAGUUACGUGCAAUAAUUGCUGAUACACCUGCGCGCUCGUUUUUAAAAGGAGUUGCGUAUCAUAAUGCAGUGCACGGAUGCAUAAAAUGUAAGAGUCUAGGCACUUUUAUUAAAAGCGCACGAAAGGUUGUUUAUAAAAGUGUUCAAGGUGAACCUCGCACUGACAAGGAACUAAAAGGCGGUGUGUACAAAGAACGCGUGAAACGCACAUCUCCACUAUUUUAUUUGAAUGACUUUGAUCUUAUUGUUGGUUUCAUUAUCGCUGAUCUACUUCAUCUUAUAGAUAUAGGUGUAUUUCGUAAAUUGAUACAGGGUUUUGUCACUGGCGCCCUCAAGCCUUUUCCAAAAUGGUCACCAGAACAACAAUCACAGGUAUCAGCGCUGUUACUUAAAAUUAUAUUUCCCAGCGAUAUAAACAGGAAACUACGUUCAUUGAAAUAUUUGCCCUUUUGGAAAGCUUCAGAGUUUGGAAGCUUUUUACGUCACGCAAGUAUUCCAAUACUUAGUCGUUACAUAAGUAAACAAGGUUUUGAACACUUCAAGUUAUUUUAUGUCGCCGUCAUAUUACUAUCUUCUUCGAAAUUUGAAAAACACUGGUUAUAUGCCGGGAUUUUAUUAGAAAAGUUUGUUGCACAAUUUGCAACCGUUUACCACGAAAAUCAUGUUACAAGCAAUGUGCAUAAUCUUCUCCACGUUGUAACUGAUGUAAAAAAUCAUGGACCUCUUCCCAAAAUUUCCACUUAUCCUUUUGAAAACAAGUUGUUUUCCAUGAAAAAUUUGGUAAGAAGUGGCCCAAACCCAUUAGCACAAGUAGUUAACCGUGUGAUAGAAUUACAGGAAAUUGAAAUUGCUACAAAACGUUCUGAGCAAACAUAUCCUUUUACAAAAAUAACUAAACAGGAAGUAGUACUGCACAUAAACAAAAAUUUUAUGCUAAGACAAAGUCAUAAUAAUUGUUGGUUUUUAACUAAAAAUCUAAAAAUAUUCAAAUAUGUAACAACAUUUGAAAUAUUGGAUUGCGUUACAACUAAGGCAUAUGAAUUUACAAAAACGGCGAAUACAUUUUCGGAACCAGUUCCGUCAAGUGUAAUAUACAACUUUAAAGCUAAUGCUAUAGAUUUGUCAUCGAAUUUAAGUGAUGUAUUGAAGAUGUUAUGUGCAAAUUAGUGCUUAUAGAUUUAGGUAACGAAUUUUAUUUCACUCCUUUGUUACAUUCGCUUAUUUGAUAAAUUUAGGAGGUUAUUACGUAAAACAAAUAAAUUUCUUAUGUUUCCACAUGA
Molecule: messenger RNA, 4679 nt
Organism: Anopheles coluzzii
Lineage: Eukaryota; Metazoa; Arthropoda; Insecta; Diptera; Culicidae
Exons: 4
Coding region: 2722-4566 (614 amino acids)
Source: RefSeq, a predicted model, not a curated record